AUGUUCAAGUGUACGCGUUGUGACAGAGAUUUCAGAGAUGGGGUAAAGUGUUCCGUUUGCCAAGAACGUUUUGACUUUCCAUGCGCUGGAUUAACGGAAGCUGGCUACCGUAGGUUAGGCGAGGAUAGAAGAAAUAACUGGAGAUGCACAUCUUGCAAGGACGCCAAAGCUCCUAGUCCGCUAAACCUACCUUCAAAAAAUACACUUUCAAAAAAUACACCUUCUGUUAAGUCUCUUUCACUGGUGGACAUGGAGAUGAUUGCUUCGGAGCUUAAAAGUUUAUCUUCACAGAUGAACUCACUUCCUACCUUAAUAGCAAGCGUCAAGGCUAUACAAGCUGAUGUGGCCGACCUAAAGUCCAUAAAGGCCGAUAUCGAAGAUCUUAAGCUUAUGAAGCCGGAGGUGGCUGAUAUGAGGACUUCAUUGGAAUUUGUUCAGUGUUCUGUUGAAUCUUUGAAUAGUAAGAUCACAGAUAUAAAUCAAGAAAUCCAGAGUUUGCUGAAGACAAAAGAUGAUGUAGUUCAAUUGAAGCAACGUCUGGAGAACUUUGAAGACUCCAUGCGGGAAUUUGAACAAAGGUCUCGUAUGAAUAACAUCGAGAUCAAAGGAGUGCCGAUGUCACCCUCAGAAAACCUUUUCGAGAUUUUUAGUAAGCUUGGAGAUCAUAUCAAUUGUGUCAUCCCAAAAAAUCAAAUUAAUUACAUUGCGAGGAUUCCUAUGCGUAACGAUAAAUUAAAUAAAACAAUCAUUAUCUCAGUGCAUAAUAGAUACCUUAAGGAGGACUUCGUAGCCGCAGCGAAGAAGCGCACCAUUGUUCCAGCGGACCUGGGUUUAAGAGUGAGUGUUUUGGGGCCUGAUGGAGUUAAAUAUGAACAAGUUUUCUUGCUACUAAGCGAUGCUGCUCCUUAUAUGGUAAAAGCUGCAGGUGAUCUACAAGUUUUGUAUCCAAAAGUGAUUCAUGUGACGUGCUUGGCUCAUGGUAUAAAUAGAUUAGCUGAAUGCAUAAGGUCUCAGUUUAAAAAGAUCGACAGUUUAGUAUCAAACGUAAAGAAAAUUUUUUUGAAAGCAACAAGCAGGAUCUCAUAA
This is a messenger RNA of Parnassius mnemosyne (clouded apollo), 1086 nucleotides long. The record is from the annotation of a GenBank genome assembly. NCBI's taxonomy places the organism in Eukaryota, Metazoa, Arthropoda, Insecta, Lepidoptera, Papilionidae.